AUUAUAUAUUCUCCUUCUUCAUGCCAUCCUUUCCCCCGGAAACUUCUCUUUAGCAUCACACACACUUUCCAAGCAUACUGCAAGCACCGAUUCUUUUUGACACUUCUCUUUCAAUCUCAACUUGCUGCUAUCUUCCAGAUCGUGUGUACUGCUUAUUCAAGUCUUGUAGCAUCAGCUACUUGAAUUGUCUUCACUUUAUUUAUCCCUUUGACACUCUAUUCACCGUCUCACUACUCUUCGUCAAAACACCAUACUUUACAGCUCUGUGCUUCACAUCCUGUCACAAUGUCUAGCACAACUACCACCAAGGACCCACAAGAGGUUGCCGAGGAUUUUAACGUCAGCUCUGAUCUACCACUCCGACUGAAAUCCUCUUCACGACAAAACACAGUUUUUAUCGCACCUUCUGUGUUUACAUCACCAUCUUCUGUCGAUGAUUUGGCCCAGACAUCUGUUACGCCAUGUGACCAAGAAGAGACUGAUGCUACAUCCGGAAGCGGCACCAUCUUUGGUAUUUCUUUUCCAUGUCCUCCUCCUCCCAACACUCCAGCUGAGAGCAGUGAUGGCAUCUCUGUUUCAGGCGAACCAUCACCAAAAUCUGGUUGGACUGGGGAAUACUCUGAUCCUGGUACCUCUUUCACUAGCAUGUCUAAGCUCGGUUGGACAGGAGAAUACUCUCAAUCUGAUCCUAUUACUUCUACCACUAGCAUGUCUAGGCUUCGUUGGACGGGAGAGUACUCUACCUCUGGGGUCGAGCCUGAACAUUUAAUGGCAAGACUCGGCACUUUGGCCAAUACAUCAGAGGACGAGCCUGACAAAACCCAGAGUGGAGACGAGGAAAUAUCUUCUGGAGACAGCUCCCCAACGAAAGGGGAUGAAAGUGCUUGCACUGCUAGAAACAUCAGUCCUGAAGAAGAAGAAGAGGUAGCCAAGUUGGCACGUCAGGCUAUCUGGGGUAUGACUCCUCUCUCAGCCAUUGAAUCCCUAGAAAUUAAGCAAGUCACGUCUGGCGCUGUUACCAUCACCAAUUCGGUUGCUCAGCCCCAAUCUGCUGCUCUAUGCAACAUUGAGAAUGACGCUGUUCCCGAGACUGCAGAGGCUGUGGUGUCCCCUCCUAUUGAGGCAAAGUCCACAAGAGACGCCAAAUUUGUCAAGCGAGAAGAGGACAGUCACAUUGGUCGUGUGGCUUGCUGCAUGAGUCUCUUCAAGAUGCGCAGCAAACCCGAGCCUCAGGCACCAGUCAACCAACCCAAGCACGCCACUCUCUCACCAACAAAGUCUUGUCUCAAGCCAUCUAAUUCUCUGGCUGGCAUUGUUCUUGACAGAAUCGAGGAAGGCAGCCCUCAUGAGCCUGUCCCAGCACCCAAGCCACCAAAAAGCGCCAGUAUUACUUUCGAUCUAGACGAGACAGCCGAGAGUGACAAGUCCAAGCGCAAGUUAAAGUCCAAGUCCAAGUCUUAUUUCAAUUUCAACCUCUUUAGCAAAUCAAGCUAUGAGGAGACCCAGGACACUUCCGAUGAGGAAGAAGAACUUGAUCCAGACUCGCCAUUUGCAGCACAAGACGUGGAAAUACAACGCCGUCUGGCACGAGCUGAUGUCCACCGCGACGCAAAUGAACGCGCAGCUAUUAUUCGAGGCGCGCUGGACUUUCUCUUGGUUGUCUCCGAUAGAGUCGACAGUGUUGCUGCUGAUCGCAUCGGGGUUCUAUUGGACAAGACUGGGGAUAGGUGUCUUGGGAGCUAUACUGGGGAAGAAAAGGAUCACGUGAAUCCUCACCAGUAUGGCAACAAGGUUAGCCAGAGCCUGUACCGCUCUAAAGAGACGGCUAUGUCUUAUAAAAGAAGAUGACGGUCUCGAAACACUGUUCGUUUGGAAGGUCCUUGGAUGUGAGGGGCUGUCCGCAAUUCCAUUAUUGGCGGAUCUUACCUUUUCUGGGUGAAUAUUCGAUGGUUUUUAUUUGGUCUGACGUUGGAGUUGAAUGAAAGGAGUUGGGGUUAUUGGAGCAUAUGGGAAGAUUGAUUAUAUACCACAGCGGCAACUCAGAUGAUGAAAGAGGUUGCAAUAACAUAGAUACCCAUC
Fusarium verticillioides 7600 is the source of this 2079-nucleotide messenger RNA. RefSeq lists its product as hypothetical. NCBI's taxonomy places the organism in Eukaryota, Fungi, Ascomycota, Sordariomycetes, Hypocreales, Nectriaceae. Bases 286 to 1848 code for a protein of 520 amino acids. The transcript has a single exon. The record is from RefSeq and is a predicted model, not a curated record.